AUGGUGAUGUGGAUCUACAAACGAGACGGUCGAAAAGAACCUGUCGCGUUUGACAAAGUCACCGCUCGUAUAAAUAAGCUCUCAUAUGGUCUCGAUCCCAACUUUGUCGAACCUGCAGAGAUCACUCAAAAAGUCAUUGUUGGUAUCCAUGCCGGUAUCACCACUGUCGAACUCGAUAACCUCGCCGCGGAGACUGCUGCCUACCUCACUACCAAACACCCGGAUUACGCCAUUCUCGCUGCCCGAAUUGCCAUCUCCAACUUGCACAAGGAGACCAAGAAACACUUUUCAUCGGUCAUCCAAGACUUGUACGAAUGGGUCAACCCCAAAACUGGCAAACAUGCCCCUAUGAUUGCCGAUGACGUUUACAAGAUCGUCAUGGACAACAAGGAGACCCUCGACUCUGCCAUCAUCUACGACAGAGAUUUCGCUUACAACUACUUUGGUUUCAAGACUCUUGAAAGAUCUUAUCUCCUUCGAGUUGACGGCAAGAUCGUUGAGCGACCACAACAUAUGAUCAUGCGAGUGGCUGUCGGUAUCCACGGCGCAAAGCUCGACAAGGUCAUCGAGACGUAUAAUCUCAUGUCUGAGCGAUACUUUACGCACGCUUCUCCUACUCUCUUCAACUCUGGUACCCCACACGCUCAAAUGUCAUCUUGUUUCCUCGUCGCCAUGCGAGACGACUCGAUUGAUGGUAUCUACGACACUCUCAAGACCUGUGCUCAAAUCUCCAAAACCGCUGGUGGUAUCGGUCUUCAUAUCCACAACAUCCGAGCCAAAGGUGCUUACAUCGCCGGUACCAACGGUUACUCCAACGGUAUCGUUCCUAUGCUCCGAGCUUACGAUGCCACUGCUCGAUACGUUGACCAAGGUGGUAACAAACGACCCGGUGCUUUCGCCAUCUACCUCGAACCAUGGCACGCCGAUGUUUUCGAUUUCCUCGAUUUGAGAAAGAACCACGGAAAGGAAGAAGUUCGUGCCCGAGAUCUUUUCUACGCUCUCUGGAUCCCCGAUCUCUUUAUGAAAAGGGUAGAGCAAGACGGUGAAUGGACUCUUAUGUGUCCUUCUGAAUGCCCUGGUCUCGCCGAUGUCCACUCUGAAAAGUUCGAGGAGUUGUACGAAGGUUACGAGAAAGCCGGUAAAGGUCGAAAGACCAUCAAAGCUCAAAAGCUUUGGUUCGCCAUUCUCGAAGCUCAAACAGAAACGGGUGGUCCCUUUAUGCUUUACAAAGAUGCCGCCAACGCCAAAUCCAAUCAACAACAUUUGGGUACCAUCAAAUCAUCCAACUUGUGUACCGAAAUUAUCGAAUAUUCUGCUCCUGAUGAGGUCGCUGUUUGUAAUCUCGCUUCUCUCGCUCUUCCCGCUUUCGUCGAUCUUGAGAAGAGAGUUUACGACUUUAAGAAGCUUCACGAGAUUACCAAGGUAGUAACCAAGAACUUGGAUCAGGUUAUCGCUCGAAAUUACUACCCCGUUCCCGAAGCACGAAACUCCAACAUGAGACACAGACCAGUGGGUCUGGGUGUCCAAGGUCUUGCCGAUGCGUUCAUGGCUUUGCGGAUGCCUUUUGAUUCACCUGCCGCUCGAGAGCUCAACAUUCAAAUCUUCGAGACUAUCUACCAUGCCGCCUUGGAAUCAUCGUGUGAGAUGGCUGAGGAGCUCGGCAAGUACCCUUCUUACGAAGGUUCCCCUAUCUCUCAAGGUAAACUCCAACCCGAUUUAUGGGGUCGAACUCCUACCGACCUUUGGGAUUGGACAACUCUCCGAGCCAACAUCGCCAAGCACGGUGUCAGAAACUCUCUAUUGGUCGCUCCUAUGCCUACCGCUUCUACUUCUCAAAUCUUGGGAUGGAACGAAUGUUUCGAGCCUUACACUUCAAUGCUUUACGCUCGACGAGUACUCUCCGGUGACUUCCAAGUCGUAUGUCCUUGGUUGCUCCGAGAUCUCAUUAAUCUCGGUUUAUGGGAUGAUAACAUGAAGAACCUCAUCAUCGCCGCUGGUGGAUCCAUUCAAAACAUCCCCAACAUCCCUGCUGAACUCAAAGCUAUCUACAAGACUGUUUGGGAGAUCUCACAAAAGGCAGUCAUUGAUCUUGCCGCUGAUCGAGGAGCUUUCAUUGAUCAAUCUCAAUCACUCAACAUUCACCUUUCCAACCCAUCUUUCUCUCAACUGACCUCCAUGCACUUUUACGGAUGGAAGCGAGGACUCAAGACUGGUAUCUACUAUCUUCGUACUCGACCUUCAGCCAAUGCCAUUCAAUUCACCAUUGACGCAUCGACUCUUAAACAAGCUAAAUCCCAAGCUGCAGAGGGAAAGAAAGCACCCACCCCUUCCGCUGAAUCAUUGGUCGCUCCAAUGCGACAGGUUAGAAUCGCUACUACAGCUUCAGCAUCAGCUGCCGCAGCUCCUGCACCUAUAACUCCGGUUGAGAGUCGAUCUGAUUCACCUAAACCCAGUGAAGAGGAGGAAAUCACUUAUGAAGAAGCCAAGAGACGGGCCGAGGAACGAGCUGAAGCUGCUUUGCAAUGUUCAAUCGAGAACAAAGAUGCUUGUUUGAUGUGUUCUGGAUAG
Kwoniella shivajii is the source of this 2568-nucleotide messenger RNA. Its product is annotated as ribonucleoside-diphosphate reductase, alpha subunit. Gene Ontology annotation, molecular function: ATP binding; ribonucleoside-diphosphate reductase activity, thioredoxin disulfide as acceptor. Bases 1 to 2568 code for a protein of 855 amino acids. NCBI's taxonomy places the organism in Eukaryota, Fungi, Basidiomycota, Tremellomycetes, Tremellales, Cryptococcaceae. The record is from RefSeq and is a predicted model, not a curated record. Gene Ontology annotation, cellular component: ribonucleoside-diphosphate reductase complex. The transcript has 4 exons. Gene Ontology annotation, biological process: DNA replication; deoxyribonucleotide biosynthetic process.